Molecule: messenger RNA, 918 nt
Organism: Miscanthus lutarioriparius
Lineage: Eukaryota; Viridiplantae; Streptophyta; Magnoliopsida; Poales; Poaceae
Source: the annotation of a GenBank genome assembly
AUGGCGUACAGGACGCUGGAGGUGACUCUCCUGUCUGCCAAGGGCCUGAAGAGGGUGAACCUGAUCUCGCGCAUGGAGGUGUACGCCGUGGUGACCAUCUCCGGCGACCCUCUGACGCGGCAGUGCACCCAGCCGGACCCCUACGGCGGGCGCCACCCGUGCUGGAACACCUCGUUCCGGUUCAACGUCCCGCCCAGCGCCGCGACGGCCACCGGCUGCCUCCACGUGCUCCUGCGCACCGAGCGCGCCCUGGGCGACCGCGAUGUCGGCGAGGUCAUCGUGCCCCUGGCCGACAUCCUCGCCGGCGGCGGCGCCGCGUCCGACCCUGGCGCCCGGCCGCCGCAGCUGGCGUCGUACCAGGUCCGCAAGGUGCACCGCUGCGAGCCGCGCGGCGUGCUCAACGUGUCGUACCGCCUCGGCCCCAUCGUCGCCCCGCAGGCGAGAGCCGUCGACGAGGCCACCACCACCUUCGUCGGGUACCCGAUGCCGCGGCAGUUCUACACACCGCCGUAUGCCUACCUGCCCUCGCCGCUGUCCCUGGCGCCGCCCCCUCCUCCGGCGCAAGCUGCCGGUCGCGACGCCCAGCUGCAACCACCUCCACAGUACAGCUUGCCUGCUGCUACCUAUCCGCAGGCGGCUGCUACUUAUCCACAGCAGGCGGCUGCCGGGCGCGCUGCUGUGCCGGCGCCGGCGAGCGGGGAGAGCAACGGGAAGCUGGACUUCGGGGCGGGCCUCGGCGCGGGUCUGGUCAGCGGCGCGAUCGGCGGGAUGCUGGUCGCCGGCGACGUGAUGAUGUCUGACGCGGCGGCUUACAACUCCGGGUACCGCGCUGGACUGGCCGACGGCGGCGCGGCGGCGGUGUACAAGAACUCUCAUCGCGUUCACGACAAAGUCGAAGCAAAACGGACGGCGGUGUGA